GCGUGUAGCGCAGUAAGUUUGUGCUCUCACUCCCGCAGCGCCCGAGCUGCGACUCAGUGCCGAGGAAGAUGAUGAUGAUGGUGGUAUGUGGGCUGUGAGUAACGCACACAGAGCGGAUUCACAUCUUACUCCACAGUGAGCACCUGCUGGUGGCACUUCUGAGAGCUUGAGCUCUGGGUGUGACGGCUGUCUUUUGUCCUCCACCUGCUUCCUCUCAGAUGAAUUAACUGGAAUAUCUUCUCUAUUGAACUGGAUCGUCCUGGAAUUAUAUUUAAUUGAAAAGUUAGUCGUGCUUCUGCUCUCUAGUUCACUGGCGCAUCUGUGUCUCAGCGGCACUCUGGACGUAUCGGUAACUCAUGUGUUUGUGUGAUUAUUGGUGCUCAUCUAAUGUCACCCAGUGAGUGAGCGCGCUCCAGAUGCACACGCUGUUUGAUCGGAAUUGGAAAGGGCUGGGAAUCGAUCUGUCUCCGGUCUCGUUGCCCCACGUUGCCGUGAGGAUGUUCAGCUGUGUCGGGUGUUUUUGGGUGCUCCUGUCCUCCGCCCUGGUCGCGAUUUGCAGUUUCAGUUUCAUCUCUCCCGCAUGGAUAGUGAAGGACCACCUGAAAAACAAGGACUCAGUGAGUUUCGGGCUCCUGUGGCACUGCUCUGAGUCUCUGGAUCAUAUGUACAGAUGUUACACCUUUGGCGGGCUGGGCAAAUUUCAAGAGAUUCCUUCAAGCUCUUGGCAGACGAGUGCGGUGCUGUGUUCAGGUGGAUGUGCUUUGCUGGCAGUCAGCUCCCUGCUGGCCAUCAUCACCAUCUUUCUGCCCAGUGGAGCCUGUGAGAGGAGGAUCUGCACAUUGGCAGGAUACAUGCAGAUGGCUGCAGUGGUCAUCAUGGGAUCUGGUUUACUGGUUUACCCCUUCGGUCUCAACUCCAACCUGGUGAAGUCUUUCUGCGGAGACUCCGACAUCUACUACGCCGGGGAGUGUCAGAUAGGAUGGGGCUACAUGCUGGCUAUCGUAGGUGUCAUGCUCACCCUCUUCCUGCCCUUUUUCGCUAAGUACGCCCCCAAGGAGCACCUGUCACCCACCCCACUGCCCACUCUUUUAUAAAGCACUACAGACCACCACCAUCUACAAUAUCCAACUAUAAAUCUGAGGUCGAACAGACGGUAAAGUCUCAGCAUCAUUAGCCGUGGUUGCUAACAAUGAUGUCAUGAAGAUGCUGCUGCUCUGAAGCAGAACUCAAGACUCCUCAUCCCCUCUAUUCUCAUUGCUUUUUUUGAUUGUGCUAGUAGCGUCUUCCUUAAUUCAAUAAGGUCUUUUUUUCGUCACAUUCAACCUGCCAGGUGAAAACUCAUUUGAAAAGGAUUAUAUGGAUUUUGGUCUUUCUUUCCCUUCUUCUUAAUUUAUUUUCGAGCUUUGUUCUUGAUUGAAGACCUCUGAGGACUAACUACUGAAAAUAACGGAAAAUAGACCAUGGUGCAAAUUAGUAUUUUUGAAAUUUUGUU
Molecule: messenger RNA, 1492 nt
Organism: Labeo rohita (rohu)
Lineage: Eukaryota; Metazoa; Chordata; Actinopteri; Cypriniformes; Cyprinidae
Product: LHFPL tetraspan subfamily member 7 protein
Exons: 3
Coding region: 417-1094 (225 amino acids)
Cellular component (GO): membrane
Source: RefSeq, a predicted model, not a curated record